GCAACAUCAUCCUGGAUGCUAGUCGCUCCUUCUUUUUGCAACAAUUGCGCAGCUGCCGUACAAAUAGCACCCAUACCCGCGACUCAGGCCUCCCUUUUUCACUAUGACUACUUCCGCCGCCCAGGACGAAUUCAACGAGCUCCUCCGCGACAAGGACCACGAAAGCAGACACCCCGAAGACAGACUCGACGACAGUGACCUCUCUGACCCAGAAUCUGCCGGUGCCGACGACGACUACCGCGAGAAAGUUGAUACAGACGACGAGCUUGAUAUCCCUGCCGACAUGCGCUCCAACUACUACAUGCCCUCGAUCCGGUCCGAGGCCAACACUGGACCCAAGGGCGUCAUUGCAGAUGCCCAGGCCUUUGAGCAGGCGAAGAAGCAGCAACGACGCUUCACAUGGAAGAAGACAGCAUCCCCGCAGCAGUACAGCGUCGCCGCCUACCACCAGGACGACAGGUUCUCCUCCGACGAGGACAACGACGAUGGCUUCAUGAAGCGAUGGCGCGAGGCGAGACUGCUAGAGCUGACCAACGCCGGUGAGCGGAUACGGUCACGCACGAACAGCCCCAGCCGACGUGUGUAUGGCAACAUGCCCUUGGUGGACGGCGAGGGAUACCUCAAUGCCAUUGAGAAGGUGGGGUCAGAUACGACUGUUGUAGUCUUCAUAUACGAUGAUAUGUCUGAGAUCUCCAACAUGGUCGAAGAAUACAUGCUUGAAGUCGCACGCCGCAACGACACAACCCGCUUUGUCAAAUUCCAUUACGCAGACGCCGAAAUGGACCUCAUGGGCGUACCCGCCGUGCUCGCCUACAAGGGAGGCGAGAAGUUCGCCGGCCUGGUACCUUUGGUCGACGAACUGCCCGCAGACUCCGAGCUGAGUGCGGUGAGCCUCGAAACGUGCUUCAGGCAACACCGCAUCCUGUGAAUAUGACGUACCAAUCGUGUCCAUAUAAUAAUAUCUUAGCCGCUUGGCCCACACCCGCUUUGUCCAGCAUAGAUGAAAUGAAGGCCCGUCACCAUCGGCCCUCAUAUCAACAUACUGACAUGCAUGCACACCCGCUUCGGCCCUUUCGGCCCACACGUCAUACAUGCAUGCCAUGCCCUCUACAUUAAUCGGCGGCAUGUCCCCGUAUUUACACACGCCCCCACCGAUCCACACCACAUGAUAUACGUUUUUGACCUUUUUCGGCGCAUUUUCUAGACCGGGGCAUCUCAGGAGGGAAGGGAGGGUUCGUGCUUUUCACCGCAUUGGAUUGUGGGCUUAUGUCGGGCGUUUAUCAUGAUUGAGAACUUGGGUAGAUGGUUGGCGUUUGUGGGAACUUUGAAUCUGGGGAUCUUGGCUUGGUGGUGUCGUGUCGUGUCGUGUCGUGUCGUGU
Messenger RNA from Dothidotthia symphoricarpi CBS 119687, 1379 nucleotides. Its product is annotated as phosducin. Lineage: Eukaryota; Fungi; Ascomycota; Dothideomycetes; Pleosporales; Dothidotthiaceae. The record is from RefSeq and is a predicted model, not a curated record. Gene Ontology annotation, biological process: regulation of G protein-coupled receptor signaling pathway. The transcript has 3 exons. Bases 104 to 928 code for a protein of 274 amino acids.